CCGAUUUCGAUAGGUGACCUACAGGACUUGACUUACCUCACCUACCUACCUUAGCUGGCAUUGGACUCUAUCUCUCUCAUCUGCCUCCCAUAACUUCCGCCUGUUCCAUUCUCUCCGACCUCAACACUCGCUGUGCGCGAUUACCUCCUCCGAACUCCCUCCUCAUCUGCCGUCCGCAACGACAAUCGCAAUCGCAGUAUGAGGAACUUCCUCGGCAAGCACAGCAACCGGUCAUCGCAUGCGCUCGGUGAGCCGCGAAACUCGUCCAAGACGCCUGCGGCUUCAACCCCGACGAACAACAGCCAGACUCCGACAGGCGGUAGUGCUGCGACACCUCAAGCGGCAGGCCACCAGCGUCAACCAAGCCACCAGGCUCAGCAGCUCCAACAACAGCAGCAGAUCCAGCAGGAUCAACACUAUCAAGUUCAGCAGCACCAGCAACUCCUUGACGAGGCAGACUCAGCCUCCCACGGCGCCCACUUCGGCCAGUCGCACUCGGUCGGUGCCAAUGCCAACGCUGCCAGUGCUAAUGCGAGCGCCAACAAUCCUUCCAGCAUAAACCCCCAUUCAGCCUUGUCCUCGUCCCAUAAUACCGCCUUCAGCUCGAGCGAGUCCUUUGAUUCACAACAGCCGCCUCCCCCCUCUCACUACCUGCAGAAUCAACAGCCGCCGUUACAUCUCCAACAUCCCCAGCAGCAGCCUCAAGGUUCUCUACCGUUACUGCCCUCCCCCUCCUCCGCCUCCGCUGGCGCCCCUCCCCCGCCGCAUCCCUAUAGCUCGCCUUCAGCCGCCAGUAGCACAACCGGUGCUAACAUUAAUCAACAUCCUCCUUCAUUACAGCAGCAGCAGAGUUCCAACCUUUCUAACGUCGCAUUUGAUCCUCAUCAGCAACAGAGCGAAUUUAACGACGCGGGCCUGGGCCGUUCGCAGAGUAUCCGUUAUAGCGCUGCCACGCCUUACAACCUCCAGACCUCAUCCGUAGAGGACCUGAACCGUUACGGCCAAAUUCCACCCCAGCAGCUACAACAGCAGCAACAGCAGCAGCAGCAAGCACAGGCACAAGCACAGGCACAAGCACAACAGCAAACAGCUCCUGCUGAGAAGCGCUCGACUCGAAAAUUGAUUAAGGGCAUAUUUUCUGGGUCCAAUCGUGGGGCGUCUGACGGCCAGCACCACCAUAGCAUAAGCAUCGGCCACAAUAACAACCAAUCCUACGAUAAUACUGGCGGCCUUGCACGUCGGCCUUCCAAGCGGACUUCACGAAUUUCGCUCCACAACACCAUUCGCCAAGUUUCUGGUGAAGUAGACCAACAGCAACAUCAGCAGCAGCAACAGCCUUACGAGGACGCCGCCUAUCACCAGAACCAGAGCCAGGCCCCGCUACAGCAGCAGCAGCAGCAGCAGCAGCAGCAGCAGCAGCAGCAGCAGCACCAACAGCAGCCGCAAACCCACAUUCAGGUACAUACGGAGGACCAACAACCACAAAGCGGUUACGAGACGAACGUGUACGACCAGCAACAAUCACCUCUCAACCCAUCACAGCAUUCGCCUUCGCAACAGCCUUAUCAGUUCUCAAACGCUCAGCAGCAAGGCAACUAUCACCAGGGUGGUAAUCAAGGUGGAGAUCUACGAUCAGCUCCCGCACACUUGGGCCCCAGCGCACAGUUUCAGAACCCUGAAACAGUCUCUCAGUUCUCGCAUGAAUCGCCCAUCGCCGACUCGGACCAGCGUUCGGCCAAACUGCAAUCAGCAACCAACUCUCCCGCUGUGAACCACGCCCUGUAUAUACAGAAUCAAGGUUCAACCCCGAGCCUUCCUCCUGCUCAACAAACAACUACCCAACCGCAGCAACCCGGUAUGGCACCACCGACCGGAGGACCUCCAUCCGCGCGCCGUCCUGACUCCGAUAAAUUGCGUGGGCAGGCCGAUGUCCCCGGUGGCCCGCCCCCCACUUACCGUCCCGCCAACUCUAUGAACAACAUGAACCCGCUGCCUCCCGUGCCGCCACAGUCGGCUGGCCAGUCACCGGCCUACCGUGGCGAUCGCCCAUCUCCGUAUGAGGGUCAAACCGUGGAUCAAGGAAGGGACAGCCCCCAGCCAGUAUCUGCAGUCCCCGCCGAGGCUGGCGAAAAUGACAAGUCUUUCAAGGACCUGUUAACUAAGUACAAGAACGUCAAGAGACUCUACUUUGAUGGCAAGGGACAGAUUGAGGCGCUCAAUGGUCAAAUCGUGCACCUCCAGAAUGCAGUCGCCAACCAGCGCAUGUCGCAAUCGCGUACCGCUCUCGAUGACAGUGAAUACUCGACACGAUUCAACCGACUCAAUGGUGCCAUUAACAACCUUUCGUUCAACAUUCGAAAAGAUUGGCGGUGCGUGCCGCAAUGGCUUGACAAGUAUGUCAGCACAGAAGCACUCAAGACGGGAAAGGCUGAGAUGACAGCUAUUGGACGCGCUGUCAUCUCACGUUGGAUCAUGGAGGAGGUGUUCAACAAGUGUUUUCACCCUGGACUGGAUGCGCAGCUGAGCCAAUCUCUCAAGGAGAUUGAGCUGGGCAUUCGAAGCAACACGCAUACUUUGACUAGUCAGGAAGAGUUCGACGCCCUGACGAACAAGAUUGUGAGCUGGCGGAUGACAUCAUUGGACGGUUUGCACCGACAGCUUAACUCACCAGCUGCGAACGAUAAUCGCAAUGCAUUUAUCGCCAAGUCAACGGCAUCCCUGACAAGCUGUCUUUACCAGUUCCUUUGCAACCCGCCACCACCUGGCGUGGAUGGUAGCGCAUCGAUGAUCGUGGAGCUUGCGGUGGGCAUUGCAGCCAACCUCCCCCUGGAGAGUCGGGAUGUAGCCAUUACCUACCCGUUACCUGGAGAUAUCGUCCAGCCGCAUGUAAUGGAAGUUGAAAAGGCGGCCUUGCCAGUCUUGGAGGCUCAGAAGGGAGAGGGAGAGGGCGACGACAAGGACGGCGACGAUGAAAAGAGCGGCAAAGCUAAGACUGGUACGUUGAAUAAUGCAGCCCCGCCCGAGAGCGGGGAGGGUAACGAUGCUUCAAAGAGCGCAAGGAAGGAUGCUGACAAGGACACUUUUGUAGCGGCCCUGCCGAAGGACUCGAACAGGGUGCGAUUCGCAGGAUUUAUGGCGUUGGAAGUACGAGGAAGACAAGUUCUGAUGAAGGCGCCUGUCUGGACUUUGUGAGGACAAGUACUUUGAGUAUUGAUAACUCUAUUACGAUGAAGCUCAGGGAAGCGAGAAAUGAGCGCCAUGCGUUGGGUGAAUGGCGAGGCGACAGUAGAUAUCCGGAGAGAGAAUGAGGGCCCGAGAGUUGACUGGGAGGUCAUAAGGGUUUGUGGCAACAUGACCCGAACAGGGCAAGAUGGGACAAAGGAUCACGAACGGCAUGAUGAUGGUUUUUUUUUUUUUUUUUUUUUUUUUUUUAGGGAUACUGGAUGCGGAUCCUUAUUUUGUUCUGUGUAAAUACAUGUUACCAUGAGACGAGCAGUUCAUGAUGCGACAAGGAUUUCCCUUUUGGCAUCUGGCUGCAUAUACAAAUUAAGUUUAGAGUCAUGAAAA
Fusarium oxysporum Fo47 is the source of this 3567-nucleotide messenger RNA. RefSeq lists its product as uncharacterized. NCBI's taxonomy places the organism in Eukaryota, Fungi, Ascomycota, Sordariomycetes, Hypocreales, Nectriaceae. The transcript has 3 exons. The coding region runs from base 199 to 3192 and encodes 997 amino acids. The record is from RefSeq and is a predicted model, not a curated record.